ACAGCUUGCAGCAGGCCAGCAAAGUGAUCGUGAAUGUGAUUUCUGUUUGUCGAAAAACAAAAAUUUUGUAUUCCUGGUGCGGACAGAGAGUUCCAUCAUGAGUGCAUUAAUGAAAGUCGCCGUUUCUCGAAGCCCUGCUUCAUUGGCUUCAUACUUGUAUAGGAACCUCCACUUGUCAGUUGGAGGAGCUUCCCCAUCUAAAGAUGCAUCAGCAAACACGAACACAUCGAAAGCCUAUACGGUUGUAGACCACAAGCAUGAUGCCCUGGUGAUAGGAGCUGGUGGGGCGGGGCUCCGAGCCGCCUUCGGUUUGGUGCAAGAAGGAUUUAAAACUGCUGUUGUCACCAAACUGUUCCCCACUAGGUCUCACACUGUGGCUGCACAGGGAGGCAUCAAUGCUGCUUUAGGUAACAUGGAAGAAGACAAUUGGCUUUGGCAUAUGUACGACACAGUCAAGGGAUCUGACUGGCUUGGAGACCAGGAUGCUAUCCACUACAUGACCCGCGAGGCUCCUCAUGCCGUCAUCGAGCUGGACAACUACGGCAUGCCGUUCUCCCGUACUCCUGAAGGUAGGAUCUACCAGAGAGCCUUCGGAGGACAAUCCCUCAAGUUCGGAAAAGGUGGCCAGGCUCACAGAUGCUGUGCCGUCGCUGACAGGACGGGUCACUCUCUCCUGCACACACUGUACGGACAGUCUUUGAGAUACGACUGUGAAUACUUCAUCGAAUACUUCGCCCUGGACCUUCUCAUGGAGGAUGGAGUCUGCAAGGGUUGCAUCGCUAUCAACCUUGAAGAUGGAUCACUGCACAGGUUCCAAGCUAAGAACACGAUCCUGGCCACAGGCGGUACCGGUCGCUCUUACUUCAGCUGCACCUCAGCCCAUACCUGCACUGGUGACGGCACCGCUAUGGCUGCACGCGCUGGCUUGCAGAACGAAGAUAUGGAGUUCGUACAGUUCCACCCUACUGGUAUCUACGGAGCUGGUUGCUUGAUGACCGAGGGUUGUCGUGGUGAGGGAGGUUUCCUCGUCAACGCGAAGGGAGAACGUUUCAUGGAGCGUUACGCGCCUGUCGCCAAGGACCUGGCUAGCCGUGACGUCGUCUCCAGAGCUAUGACCGUCGAGAUCAUGGAAGGUCGCGGCUGCGGCCCCGAGAAGGACCACGUGCACCUGCAGCUGCACCACCUCCCCCCCGACCAGCUGAAGCAGCGCCUGCCCGGUAUCUCCGAGACCGCCAUGAUCUUCGCCGGCGUCGACGUCACCAAGGAACCCAUCCCCGUACUGCCCACCGUACAUUACAACAUGGGAGGCACGCCCACCAACUUCCGUGGAGAGGUGAUCACCCACAAGGACGGCGUAGACCGCGUGGUGCCCGGUCUGCUGGCCGCGGGCGAGGCGUCUUGCGCGUCCGUGCACGGCGCAAACAGGCUCGGCGCCAACUCACUGCUCGACAUCGUUGUGUUCGGCCGCGCCUGCGCCCUCACCGUGGCGGAGACCAGCAAGCCUGGUGAUACACAGGCUCCGCUUAAGGACUCUACUGGCGAGGCUAGCAUCGCUAACCUCGACAGCCUCAGAUACGCGAACGGCUCCAUCUCGACGGCGGACCUGCGUCUGCGCAUGCAGAAGUGCAUGCAGACCAACGCCGCUGUGUUCCGUCAACAGAGCACGCUGGAAGCAGGCCAACGUCAAAUUCACGAGAUCUACAAUCAGAUCAAGGACGUGAAGGUCGCCGACAGGUCUCUGAUCUGGAACAGCGACCUGAUCGAGACCCUCGAGCUGCAGAACCUGCUCAUCAACGCCGUGCAGAUCGUGGAGGGCGCACUCGCUCGCGAGGAGUCCCGCGGCGCCCACGCCCGCGAGGACUUCAAGACCAGGCGUGACGAGUACGACUACUCCAAGCCUUUGGAUGGACAGACUAAACUGCCCUUCGAGAAGCACUGGAGGAAGCACACGCUAUCAGAGACGAACGUGGCGACAGGCGAGACCAAGCUGACUUACCGACCCGUCAUCGACGAAACGCUGAACCAGCAGGAGUGCAAGACCGUGCCGCCAGUCAUCAGGACCUACUAAAAACCUUUACCUCACAUUACGUAAUAAUUAUAAUUUUCUCAACAUGGGUGCUGGCUGAGCUUUUCAGUAUUGUGACAGCGCGUAACCGCCCUGACCACACUUAGUGUUCAUUUUCACGCCACUAUUUAUAUCAUUAUUUAUUUUUAGUGUAGCAUGAGCUUAAGCGUAACAAACUACAACAGAAAGAAUACUCCUAAAUUAUACAAACAACUAACACUGAAACUUAGUUCCAAAGUUGUCGUACAAAUGUAGUGUCAGAUGCAAUAUAACAUUUUUUUUGUGACAUUGUAUUGUAUAUAUCUUUAAUCAUGGUCAAAUAUUUUAUAUGUUUUGUUAAUAAUGAAUAUCAGCAUUUAUUGUGAUUUUAUAAUACUUUUACUGGCUUCAGCAGCCCCAAGGUACUUAAGAAAUUGUUAUUGUUAGACGCAGUGCCGGUCGCCAUGAUGCGAUGUUCACGCACCGCUAACUUUGGAUUCAUAUACUUGUCGUCGAUUACCUAGAGCAUAUUUAUUGAUAAAAUAAUCACAAAAUCUGACAGAUUCUGUUAUGUGUGAUAAGUUUUUCUUAGAGUUUUAUUUAGUAUUACGUCAUAUCCGUUUCUGUUUACAUUUUACGAAUUUGAGCUCAACAUGAAUAUCGGGUCUCGUCUCAAACGUUUAAUAUUAUUUUAGUGUCUGUUAUGGUUGGUGUCUUUGUAACGCAUUUUAAGAUAGCGAAAUAAAUUAUUUAAUGUAAAAAAAUCGUUUAAAUUUUAUUUCAUGUUCAGUAUUACAAUGAAAUUAAAUAAAUUCAUAAAUGUAUAACAGUGUAGAUUAUAAGAAUACAACGAUGUAAAAUAUUAAAUAUAAAUAUUCAUAGAAACUGCAA
Messenger RNA from Trichoplusia ni (cabbage looper), 2935 nucleotides. It is a transcript of the gene SdhA, whose product is annotated as succinate dehydrogenase [ubiquinone] flavoprotein subunit, mitochondrial. Bases 98 to 2068 code for a protein of 656 amino acids. Gene Ontology annotation, molecular function: flavin adenine dinucleotide binding; electron transfer activity; succinate dehydrogenase (quinone) activity. Gene Ontology annotation, biological process: tricarboxylic acid cycle; mitochondrial electron transport, succinate to ubiquinone. The record is from RefSeq and is a predicted model, not a curated record. Lineage: Eukaryota; Metazoa; Arthropoda; Insecta; Lepidoptera; Noctuidae. The transcript is spliced from 13 exons.